AUGGCUUCACGUAGCACCUACGCAGAGAGGAGACUGACUCGGACUAGCGACGAAGAAGACGCCUUGAAGCGAUCACGAGCCCGCGUUGCACGCGCCUGUACCCGCUGUCGAGCCCGCAAGGACCGAUGUGAUGGCCAGCCAGAAUGUUCAAACUGUCUCAAUGCCGGACAACCGUGUCUGUACGUGGCAGGGAGCAAGAAGAGAGGACUUCCAGAGGGAUAUGUCCGUGGCCUGGAGAAAUUAUGGGCUGUCAUGUUACAAAAGGUGCAGGGCCUAGAUGCUACAGUUCGGCUUGUGGUCAAUCAGAACGAGGACGAGCUGCUGCGAAUAUGGAACCACCAUAAGCUCGGGGAUGAUCUUCACACAGCGUGGAAGGAAUCAAACGUGCUUCCAGAGCUGGAAAAGCUCCUGUCUCGCCUCGAGCAUAGCCCUUCGAUCCACCAAAAGCGGAAGCGAGACUGCGAAGACGAUGCGGAGGCAGCGCAGUCUCUGAACGACACUCCAAGCGAUAGUGCUGUGUUCACACCGGAUUUCAAGGUCAUAGCCGUGUCAGAAAGUCACGAGGCUGCUGGUAAUCUCAAUGUAAACGCUCUUGGACCUAGCUUCGGAGAGUCUCUGUUUCAGAACCAUCCUAGCACUACCAAUUUGGAGGAAGUGCCACUUCCACCUUCAGCCUCACGUCUUUUGGAUCAGUACUUCACAUUCACCCACUGUUGGUUUCCCAUCUUGGAUAGGCCUUCUACGUUGCGGAAAUUCCACGAACACACUAGGCUUCAAAAACGACGUCCUCUGGACACUACUGACCUUUCUUACAUCUGGGCCAUUUGUGCCUAUUCUCACCAACAGACUCGGCAUCUUUGGACGAACCCUCAUGCAACACCUGGACCAAGCGUUGCUGAUAUGCGUUCUCUAGCGAGGAGGAUGAUACCUGCCGAGAGUGGACCUUUUUCGCUCGGUCACGUUCAGGCAUUGUUAUUACUGGUCCUCCUUGACAUGGGCCUCGGUGACUGGACGUCUGCCUGGAUGUUACUGGGCUCUGCCAUACGAGCUCUGCUUAUUUCUAUGGGACCAGAAGCAAUCCCGCUGAAGACUCCCGUGGCUCCAUAUUUUGACUCGACCUUUAAUAAACAGGGAAGCACAAUGGUGUCUGGAUCUGAAUCCGCUAGUUUGAGGGAGAAGACAUGGCAAGCAGUCCUACAAGGUUGUUUUGUCUUGGAUACCAUCAUUGCAAUCCGUCUAAAACGGCCGCCGCAUCUUCAGAGUGGCCAUUUGCGUCAUACUGGCCUCCUCGAAGAAGACGGACACGAAGAAUGGGAACCGUGGAAGGCUGCAACUGGUCAUGAUGGGGCUGAGUUUCGAGAACCAGCUUUCGUGAUGAGCUGCUUUAACCGGUUAACAGAGCUAUGUAUGAUUGCCAGUAGCGCGUUUUGCACCGAGACCUCCCAGAUGACCAGCGGAACACCAGCAACCCAGCACCACAUAUCACAACUGAACUUCCUGGGCGAGAGGUACCCUUUCGCGAUCUCGGACGUGGUGCAGCGUCCGCCCCAUCAAAUGCUCUUACAAGCAUGUUAUUUUGCAAUCCAAAUGAUUAACCGUCAACCGAAUAUUGGGGUCCCGCCGCGCCACGUGUGGAAAUUCCUCGAGAACCUGGAAUUAUUUGAACAUUUGUGGAAUCUUUUGGACAAAUGUGGCGUUCCAUCCAUGCUAAUACCACUUUGCUAUUUUACCGAUGCAGUAUCCGACACCUCUUCGCCGGUCGUUGCUGCUCAAGCUUUACUUCUGGAGCGGUCGACCAAGGUUCGGUCGAGGUUGGCCGCGGUCUGGCCGGGAGCGGAGUCUAUUGAUGAUGCUGAUACUCGGAUCUUGUCGCCAGGCCAUUCCAAUCCAGCUCCAGAGCUCCGAGCCAACAGUGACUUACAGACACAAACAAGGUAUACCAGUUUGCGGCCUGCUUCAAGCAGCCGCGGAGACCUUGGCGGAUUUGGAGCUGAUGAUAGGCAGCCGGUGGCCUUUCAUCAAUAUCAGAACAUUCCUCAGUAUGCAAGUGCAGUGGAGCAGUCCCAGCAGACUGGGUCGAUGUCUAUGGAUUAUAGUGCUAUGAGCGUUGACUUGCCUGAAGAGAAUAAUGAGGCUAGCCUUGGCCCCGAUCUGGUGACGAAAAAAGCCAACAUUUCGGGGUUGGCGACAUCUCCGAGCUUCAACGGAGACGAGAUUGACGCCUUAUUCCACGAAAUGGCUCAGCUGGAUACAACACAAUGGAGCAUGGACAGGACCCAGGGACUCAAGGACUUCGGGUUUGCGGAUGACACAACAUUCGAAGCCUUUUGCAAUGAUCCAGACCGCCUCAUGCUGUCGGAUGGGUACAUGGGUCCAGUUUUUAAUACUCAUCACAACAUUCUCGGUGUUCAAGCUGGAGUAUCGACCAGUGACAGUACUCGAAUUGGGAAGAUGACUUUUGAUGACAUUUUCCGAUGA
Messenger RNA from Cladophialophora psammophila CBS 110553, 2478 nucleotides. RefSeq lists its product as uncharacterized. Gene Ontology annotation, biological process: positive regulation of transcription by RNA polymerase II; DNA-templated transcription. The record is from RefSeq and is a predicted model, not a curated record. The coding region runs from base 1 to 2478 and encodes 825 amino acids. NCBI's taxonomy places the organism in Eukaryota, Fungi, Ascomycota, Eurotiomycetes, Chaetothyriales, Herpotrichiellaceae. Gene Ontology annotation, molecular function: DNA binding; zinc ion binding; DNA-binding transcription factor activity, RNA polymerase II-specific. The transcript has a single exon.